AAGGAAUACUCUGCUUGGUCUGCAGAGUUGUUUGAUGAUCAGAAUAUGACGGAGGAGAAAGGGGGUAUGAGUGGGGGUUAUCUAUAAGACAGGUCGCUCUGGUCAGAUCAGAGUUCAGUCUGCAGUCGGCCUUUGGUGUGGACUAAUCUGUAAGAAUGCGAUUUUCGUUAUUAUCUGUGAUUUGCCUGAUAGGCCUUCAUACGGCCUACUCGGCACGUGUUGUUUGCUACUGGGAUGGAAGGUCUUUCCACCGCGAAGGUGUAGCGAAAAUAACAGUGGAAGAGAUCAAGCCGGCGCUGACCUACUGCACGCAUCUGAUCUACGGUUUCGCGGCAAUCGACGACGAUGACUACCACAUCGAGCCAAUCGACAAGAAGCUGGACACUGACAAGGACAAUGGCCACAACCAGUACAAGCAGGUCACCGACCUCAAGAGGUCACACCCCGGACUCACGGUGCUGCUCUCUGUCGGAGGAAACGCCGACACUGAGGAUCCCGAGAAGUACCUUACUCUGCUGGAGUCCAAAGACCACCAAACCAAGUUCAUUAACUCAGUGAAAACAUUCUUGACGAAGCAUGGAUUUGACGGAAUUGAUAUUGCAUGGCAAUUCCCAGUUGUCAAGGAGAAGAAGGACAGGGGUAUUAUUGGUGGAUUCUUCCACAAGGUGAAGAAAACGUUUGGAUCGGGAGUGGAUGACAAGGCUGAAGAACACAAGGACCAGUUUGUGACACUCCUGAGAGACAUGAAGAGUGUUCUGCGCACUGAUAACAAGAUCAUGACUCUUGGAGUUCUGCCUCAUGUCAACAGCACAGUGUACUACGAUGUGAAGGACAUCCUGCCAUACUUGGAGUUCAUCAAUCUAUGGACAGUGGACUUCCGCACUCCGAAGCGUACAUCUGACCAAGCCGACUACGCUGCGCCCCUCUACUACCAGUACGACCGCAAACCUCACCAGAACAUUGACAGCACUGUGCGCUGGUGGAAGGAGCAGGGAGCAGAACCACACAAGCUGAUAGUGGGUCUGCCAACAUACGGUCGCACGUGGAAGACGACGCUGGACAGCGCCAUUUCGGGCGUGCCGCCUCUGGUGGCCGACGGGCCAGGUCCGGCCGGCACACACACCAAGACCGAGGGCCUGCUCGCCUACUACGAGAUCUGUCCGCGCAUUGUGAGUCCGACCAACGCCAAGGCACCGCGAGACACUCUGCGUCGCGUCACCGACCCCAGCAAGCGACUCGGCACUUACGGCUACCACAUGCCCAACAAGCAGAAGAACGAGGAGGAGGGCAUCUGGGUGUCCUUCGAGGAGCCGGAGACCGCCGCGCAGAAGGCACAGUACGUCAAGCAGAACGGAUACGGCGGGGUGGCCCUCAUCGAACUCUCACUCGACGACCCUCGUGGCAUGUGCGACGGCACCAAGUACCCCAUCCUCAAGCAAGCCAAAGUCAGUCUCUAAUCCACGCAUUCAUUGAUUACAGAGGCUAUAUAGAUUACUAUAUUAUGCUAUAUAAACUGACUUAGUCACUGCAUCAUUGAUGAUAUGCUAUUGCUCUCAUUGACCAUGUCGCUCUAAAUCAAUAUCAACCCAUAUAUGUUUCUAUAUCGUAAUAUUCUCAUAGUUCAUGACCAGUCACUCAUUUAUUGAUUCAAAUUAUGCUGCAUCCACAUGUUAUCCCAAUGACGACCAGCGCCAGUGUGUGGAUGGGUGAUUUGACAACGCUGGCCUUGAUUGGACACUGGUCACAUUUCAGGCUGGACCAGCUUACUGCGCCAACAUGUCAACUAAGCAUUAGAUAUCGCUAUUAAAAUUGAUACACUAUACUCUCAUUGAUUACUCAUAUCCUUGCUAUAAAUUUUAAAGAUGCCAUGAUUUCAUUGUAAGUCUAGUUUUAUCAUGUUUUUAAUAAAUAUUGAUAAUUUCAUGA
Messenger RNA from Nilaparvata lugens (brown planthopper), 1926 nucleotides. Its product is annotated as chitinase-like protein EN03. The coding region runs from base 156 to 1457 and encodes 433 amino acids. The record is from RefSeq and is a predicted model, not a curated record. Gene Ontology annotation, molecular function: chitin binding. NCBI's taxonomy places the organism in Eukaryota, Metazoa, Arthropoda, Insecta, Hemiptera, Delphacidae. Gene Ontology annotation, biological process: chitin catabolic process; carbohydrate metabolic process. The transcript has 6 exons. Gene Ontology annotation, cellular component: extracellular region.